GUUAGAUUCGUCUUAAACCAAGAGUAAGUAUCUUCUUCUUUCAAUCCUUUUGAAUCUGUUAUGUAUAUAUAUAGAAGAAGCUAUACACUUUCACAGAGAAAGGCUUUAGCUUUAUAAUCUCAUACUUAGUUCGUGACACUCUCAAAUUCUGAUUAUUGAGUUCAUAGUUUCCCUCAUUAGGAAUGAAUCUCUUACCUGUCUUUACCUUUGUUUUUGGUUAGAAUUAUUGUGAAGAUAAUCAAAUUUUGUUUGAAUAAUCAGUGUGCACAUUGUAUGUUUGUGCCAUUAUAAGGUGAUUGUGAAGGUUGAGUUCGAUUCAGAUUCAUGUUCUGUGGUUAGAGACUAGAAAAGAUAGUCUAGAAUUAGCUCUUAGAUAGAGACAGCAGUGACGAGGCAUUAUUGUUCCGAUAUCUUUCGUUGGAUGAGUUUGGUCCAUUAAGUUCGCCAUUAUAUUGUGAUUGUGAAACUUGAGAGUUCGAUUAAAUGUUGGUUUACAUUCAUGUUAUGUUGUUAGAGAUUCUCAUUGUAUUCAAUGAAUGUCACAUUAUCUUAUCUUUGAGGUUGAUGGAGUUGAUAUGCUGGUGUGUAGACAAUGAUGAUUAUGUCAAUAACCAGUACUGUUUUCAAUUCUGCAGUCCCAGAGUAACCGUGGCUGCAUACACCAUCCCACAUCCUUCCCUUGAACAGGUCAAUAUCCGGGUCCAGACAACAGGUGAUCCAGCAAGAGAGGUUUUUAAAGAUGCAUGUCAAGAGCUCAUGCAAAUGAACAGACAUGUGAGAAGCGUUUUUGAUAAGGCUGUUGCUGAGUAUAAGGAUGAACAAAAGCGUAAGGAGGAGGCUGAAGAAGAAGAGCUUAAGAGGCAGAGGGAUCUAUUUGGGUCCAUGGACAUUGAAAACAACUGAUAACCAUUGUAUUCUCCUAUGGAGUUUAUACUAUUUUUAUCUUAAAUCCAGAUUCGUCCUUCAAAUUGACUCGUCAAAUUCAUAAUCCACACCAAAAUUUAACCAAGAAGAUUCUU
This is a messenger RNA of Arabidopsis thaliana (thale cress), 1019 nucleotides long. It is a transcript of the gene RPC14, whose product is annotated as RNApolymerase 14 kDa subunit. The transcript has 2 exons. NCBI's taxonomy places the organism in Eukaryota, Viridiplantae, Streptophyta, Magnoliopsida, Brassicales, Brassicaceae. Gene Ontology annotation, biological process: DNA-templated transcription. Bases 484 to 903 code for a protein of 139 amino acids. The record is from RefSeq and is marked reviewed. Gene Ontology annotation, molecular function: protein dimerization activity.